AAUGAGCCUCACGCGUCUGCGCCAUGCCCAAGUGCUUACGGAAACUUUACUCGAAACAUUGAACAAUCAGGAACAACGGGUUCAUGAUUCAAGAAAGAUAUUCCUCUGGGUAUAUGAUCUUCACUGUCUCUCUUCGUUCUUUCCCUUCUGUUCUUGCCUCGCCCUCUUCCACGGCUUCGUGUUAACACACUGGUACCGUCAAUAUGAGAUUUUCAGAUGUCAUCAAGGUAGUCAUACCCAUCAUCACUCUUCAACUCCAUGGAGCUGCAGCCGCCACUAAUACUACGGUACCCCACACAUAUGGCAUCGUACUCUUCCGCAUGUUCGACCUGCUGGAUGUUCAUGGACCCAUUGAAAUCCUCCAGUUCUUGAGCGGACUGUACAAGAUCGAUAUCGCCCUGAUUGCUGAGACCAUGGAUCCGGUCACCUCGGAACCAUCAAUGGCCUCGAUGAACCCGUUCAAUUCUUCUGUGUACCCUGUGCUUCCACCUACGCAUACUUUCGAAACGGCACCAGAACUGGACGUCUUGAUUCUUGCCGGUGGUCCUGGCUGGCGUAAUCCCACCCUCAAUGCUACAUUAGACUACAUCGCAAGGAUAGCACCCAAUGUCAAACAGGUUCUCACGAUCUGCACUGGCUCGGCUCUGGCUGCAAGGGCUGGCAUUUUGAACGGCAGGAAAGCAACAACGAACAAGACCUCAUGGCCAAAUGCCGUGAAGGCAGGACUCAACACGACUUGGGUGCCCCAUGCACGUUGGGUGGAGGAUGAGUCCAGUUCGCCUCACAUCUGGAGCUCCUCGGGGGUGACAGCAGGUCUUGAUCUCAUGCUGCACUGGGUGGAGCAGACUUACAGCGAGGAGAACGCGACAUACAUCGCCAACAUUCUGGAGCAUCAAAGGAUCACAGACCCGAGCUUUGAUCCUUUCGCGAGAAACGAGACGGCGGUCAGUCAGAUCAUCCUUCAAUCAUGAGCACCUUGUAGUACCGUCUCCAUGGGGCCGAUCGCUUGUGGGCUACACGAGAACACACGUUUGCUCUGUGUGACUGUGUCUCGGGCAUUACCACGUGGAGAACCAGUUAGAUCAAUACUAGAAGUAAAGAGCAGCAUGCGCUUGAAGACAAUGAGGCAGCAAACAUUAUCAAAUCUCAU
Messenger RNA from Macroventuria anomochaeta, 1150 nucleotides. RefSeq names its product class I glutamine amidotransferase-like protein. The record is from RefSeq and is a predicted model, not a curated record. The transcript has 2 exons. NCBI's taxonomy places the organism in Eukaryota, Fungi, Ascomycota, Dothideomycetes, Pleosporales, Didymellaceae. Bases 204 to 971 code for a protein of 255 amino acids.